AUGGCAAGCAAUCUUCCCAAAUACCGGGACCUCCCGCGAGAUCCAUCACGGUCUCCCCGCUUCGCCUGGGGAAUCUGGGGCCCGUCAGACCAGCUGGGCUGCUUGAAUCUCUUAACGUCCGAACGGCGGGUAGCUGCAGCUCGCGAGGUCCGAGAGGGACUCAGUUUUGGCUUGAAUUGGGGCUUGGACCAGAUGAGAGUUCCCCCCUGGUAUCGGACGGUGUUGCGGCAUGAGAUCUUCUCUAUUGCGCCAAAUUGUAAUGAUGAUAGACUGGAGUUUAACACACAGACCAGUACGCAGUGGGAUGGAUUCAGGCAUUGGGCAUUUCCUGAUGGCCGAUUCUACAACGGCUUUAGCAUAGAUCAGUUGCAGGAUAAGAAUAACAAGACGAACGGCAUUCAUGAAUGGGCCAAGCAAGGAAUCGUCGGCCGGGGCGUUCUCAUCGACUACGUCCGCUACUCAAAACAGCACAACCUGGAAUAUGACCCGUGA
This is a messenger RNA of Monascus purpureus, 492 nucleotides long. Lineage: Eukaryota; Fungi; Ascomycota; Eurotiomycetes; Eurotiales; Aspergillaceae. The record is from the annotation of a GenBank genome assembly.